Molecule: messenger RNA, 957 nt
Organism: Exophiala aquamarina CBS 119918
Lineage: Eukaryota; Fungi; Ascomycota; Eurotiomycetes; Chaetothyriales; Herpotrichiellaceae
Exons: 2
Coding region: 1-957 (318 amino acids)
Molecular function (GO): sarcosine oxidase activity; flavin adenine dinucleotide binding
Source: RefSeq, a predicted model, not a curated record
AUGGAGGCGAACGAUCAGACCGUCUAUGACUAUGCCAUUGUUGGCGCGGGUUGCUUUGGUGCAUCGACCGCGUGUGAUUUGCAACGGAGGCGACCCCGGGCGAAAGUGAUCCUCUUCGACGACGCGACCACGAAAUCGGCAUCGCGAGACGAGACAAAAAUCGUCCGAAGCCCAUAUGUGGACCCCGAGUACGUGGAACUCGCCACCGAGGCCCAAAAGCGGUGGAAGGAUGAGGCUCUCUAUCAAAAGUGCUACCAUCCUACUCGGUGGAUUCAAACCAUCCAGCCCGAAUCGCACGAGAUUUCCUUGAAGCUCGACACGGACGAGUCGAUCACGCCGGAGCGGUUCGUGGCAAUGGUUGGGUCGAAGAGUCAACCGCGACUCGGCCCUGACGAGGGGCUUUGGAUCAACAAGGAUGUAGGUAUGGUCGAUGCCGCUCUCGCGUUAGGCGCGGUUAUCCAAGAAGCCUCGAGAUUGGGGGUCGUCGUCGUGAGAACGCCGAUUUCCCAACUCCUGAUGGAGGAUGAUGGCCGUCUCUGUGCUGGCGUGAUUACGAUCGCGGGACAUACCGUGAGGGCGAGACGGACCAUCGUCGCCGCUGGUCCCUGGACCCCUUCACUCCUUCACAGAUCGGGCGUUGGCGAGCGUGUCCCCGGCCACCAGGGGAAGCCUUUCUUUACGGUGGUGGGUGUUGGCGUGGCCACCCUCCAUCUUCUUGACGACGAAUACCACAGAUUCAAGUCGAUGCCCAUCCUGGUCACCGAAAAUGGAGAAGUCAUGCCUCCCGGGGCUCGAGAAACGUCGUUGAAGAUCACGAGUACGGAUACUUUCGAGAUUCCCCACCCGGACCUCGCCUCCCAGGUCCCCAUCGAGUGUAUUCAGCGAAACCGGGAGGUGCUGGGAAAGAUGAUUCCCGAGCUCAAGGACAGACAGUUGGAGUUUUGGGUCUGCCCGUAA